CCAAUACUGUGACAUGGUAGUACGAAAAUUCAAAGUUUGACGUGGAUUGACAUUUUGCUAGAGAAAAAAAGAGAUAUUCAAUUAAAAUAUAUUUGGAUUGUGAUGAAUAGAAGAUGUACACUAGUGUAACGCUGCAAAGAAAAUAGGACAAGCAACCAUGAAAAAAGGAGGAAAUCAUGAGAUUUAUGGAAAAAAUGACACGUCAUAAGGAAAAGCGUGAGACAUAAUUAAAAAUGGCAUCAACAUUCUUAACAAGUACUCAACAAAACUUUGUCCGUCUGGCGAUAGCCGUGGUAGACAAAAUAAAAUUACCAAUGAAAGAUGUUCUUAAAAUUUACAUUAAGCCUUGUGACCUAUACAGUGAAAUUUGCCUUUGCCAUGCACUAUUACAAGGAAAAUACAAACUAAGUGAGGAACAGAAAGAUUUAUGUUAUGUAUCGCCUCCUGAUAUCCCUGAUUAUGCCAAAUUCGAUGUAACUUUGUUAUAUAAACUCAUACAGAACCUGUGUAAAAAAGUAGUAACAACAAAGGGAUGGGGAAACGAACCGGAAAGUGGUGAUAAUCUCAUCGGCGAUGACAUCGAACGCCUCAGGCGAAUCCGAAACGAAAUUUAUGGUCAUCUGGAAUCUUCUAGUAUUCCUGAUGUUAUGUUUGAAUCGCGCUGGGAAGAGUUAGAAAAUAUUAUGAAAAGGUUGUAUGGGUUCGUGAAGUCCAAUCCGGGCUCUAAUCCAACAAAUUACGAGAGAGAACUUGCAGAUACCAAGAUGUGUAAUUCUGGUUAUUAUCAUAUGGAACAUUACAAGUUACUGCUUCAAGGAACAUUGAGGCUUCUUGAUCAGGCUCCAAAUGAAGAGUUACCAACAAUUGCUAUUAGAGGACAAACAACAAUCAUGUGUGGGGAAACAGCAUGCAUCGAAGCUGACGUAGGGCAAACAUCAAAACCUAACUGGCAUAUCACUUGGCACAGAGUAAGAGGGGGUCUUUCAGAGAGGCUAGAUAUCAAUGCAGAGAAAUACCAAGAAAGCACGAGUAUGCGGCUCGUGAUAUCAAAUGCAUCAAUGAAAGACCACGGUGACUACCAGGCAAUGCUAUCAGGGGGACAUACAAGUGGACAGCAAAUAAAUAUAGCCAGUAAUAUAUUGACCCUGAAAAUCAUUGGAGAGCAACCAGUUCUUCAAAAAAUUGAAGUUACCUCGGAAAACAGCAAUAUUAUUCUUCAUUACAAGUAUGAAGUCUCAAAGGACUGUCCAAAAGUAGAUCGCAUUACGUGGACCAAAGAUGGCGAAAUUAUGAGUAUAGAUAACAAAAAAUAUGUAGGUGGGGAUCUAAGCCAGAACUUUCUUACUAUAACUUCUACAUCUAUUCAGGACAUUGGAGAGUAUACUUGUACAAUAGCCAAUGCAGUUGGUGCUGUUUCCGAGUCACUGAUCCUAGAUGUACCAAAAGUCACACUUUUAGUGAAACCAGUUUGUUACGGGAAUAACACCGAGAUGAAAUCAGUUAUAUCAUCUUGUCCACCAGCGGUAAGGGCGAUAUGGGAGAAGAGCAAUGACGCUGUUAUCUUCAAAGCCAUCAACGUUGAAGAACAGAAGUAUUUUGGUAGUACAGUAGAUCCAAAUAACCCUGUACUCAAGGUGACAAGAGCAAAGUUCGAUGAUAAAUUGUAUUACCGACUUCGUAUAUGGAAUAGCAUUGGAGAGGGUGUCAGUGAAUCGGUUCUUCUUGAUGUGACAGGACACCCUCCAAACAUAACUAACAGCCAUGAAACCAGGGUAGACAGCCGUUCUGUGUUACUGAAAUGCGAUGUAUUUCUUUAUGACCAGUCUCCACCACUAACUAAAAUAGAAUGGCAGAAAGAUGGGGAUGAAAUAGACAUAAGCGGAAGUGAAGGAAAGUAUACCGGCGGAACACUUCAUGAUCCAUCAUUAGUCAUUCACAAUGUCAACAAAUUUGAUGCUGGAUCAUAUCAGUGCAAGGUCUCCAAUAAAGUUGGAUCAACGUUUGGAAAUGUGAUUUUACUCGGGUUCCCUAAUAUUGAAAUAGAGAAGCAAAACAACAAAAUUGGAGAAAAAUAUUUAUUCGCAGCGUUAUUAAAAUCUAUUCCGGAACCAAUACAUGCCAAGUGGAGCAUAAAAAGCGAUGACAACGACAGUUUUACACCUAUAGAUAUCAAUAGUGCAGCGUACAAAGGAACAUCAAACAAUGUCCCUAAGCCUGUGUUGUGUCUCAAACAGAUGCCAUUACAAAAUCAACAAUUCCAAAUUGAGGUUCAGAACUUUAUUGGAACUACUGUAAAAGAGAUACCAGAUAUAGGAAGAUUGUGUGCACCCAAAAAGACGCCGGAUACAAAAGAAAAACGCUCUCUCUACGGAAUAAAAAACGAAAUAAGAAUUGCAUUACUGGGAAAAACAGGCAGUGGUAAGAGUGCAACGGCCAACACAAUUUUUGGGGAAAAAAUUUUUUUCUCAGGACCACUGCUAUGCAGUGUAACAAACAAGUGUUUACAAGCGAGUGGAGUUCGGUUCGACAAAAAAAUUGUAAUCGUUGAUACCCCUGGCGUCUGCGAUACAAACAGAGAGGAUGCAGAUAUACAAAGAGAAAUCCAGCAAUGUAUAGCAAUAACAGCACCAGGUCCUCAUGCCUUUAUAUUAGUUCUUGGGCUCAGUAGAUAUACAAAAGAGGAACAUAAAGCUGUUAAACAUUUCAUUGAACACUUUGGAGACGACAUUUAUGAAUACUUGAUUAUAUUAUUUACUCGAAAAGAUGACCUCAAUCGUGCUGGGAAGAGCCUUGAAGAUUUACUAAAAACAGCACCUGAAGAAUUGAAGUAUAUUCUCAACAAAUGCCAAAAUAGAGUUCUUGCAUUUGACAAUACAUUGAAAGGAGCUGAACAGGAGAUGCAGGUUAAAGAGUUGCUGGAAAUUAUAAACACAAAUGUAGUUCGAAAUGGAGGCAAAUUCUAUACAAAUAAAAUGUAUGAGAAAGCAGAACAGCUGAUAAAAAGGUGUCAAACAGAAAUUAAAAAGCAAGAAAAGGAGAGAUGGGAGGAAGAAAGACGGAAGAUAGAGGAAGAUUGUCGACAGAAAUUCCAAGCUGUGUUGAAGGCAAAAGAAGAUGAAAUGCUUGAAAUCCAGAAUAAAAUGAGGUAUAUUGAGGGUAUGAAAUCCCAAAAAGAUCAAAAUAUCAAAGAAAAUGAGAAUAAAUUAAGAAAACUUCAAGAAAGCUUACAAAAUAAAUCAAAAGAUGAAAGGAAAAUGAAAAAAAAACAAGAAGAAGAAUUACUGAGGAUGAAAACAGGUUUAGAAGAAAGAAUUGAUGACUACGCUCGUGAUGAAAUUAGAAGAGAAGCUGCAAAAAAUCGAGGUUUCAUAUCAGCUGCUGCAAAUGCUUGGAAAUGUGUAUGGAAUUCUGGAAUGGAUAAACUCGGGAUAGAAUAAUUGAAAUUGAAUUAAACACCUUAAAGCCUCUUUUUUCCACGA
Saccostrea cuccullata (small rock oyster) is the source of this 3479-nucleotide messenger RNA. RefSeq lists its product as uncharacterized. The record is from RefSeq and is a predicted model, not a curated record. The coding region runs from base 234 to 3437 and encodes 1067 amino acids. Gene Ontology annotation, molecular function: GTP binding. NCBI's taxonomy places the organism in Eukaryota, Metazoa, Mollusca, Bivalvia, Ostreida, Ostreidae. The transcript has 9 exons.